GUUAAUAUAAUUAUCUAUAACUAGGUAUACACAUGCCGUAUACAUACAUACAUACAUAUAACCUACCUAUACGAUUUAACAAAGGAUACGAUGAGCGGUGAUGCCGACGACAAAAUUAAAGAAGACAACGAAUGCCGUACAAUGAGACCGAAACUGAAAUACUCGAUGUCGUACUGCCCGUCCAUGUCUAGGCCUUUGGACUUCAGCGUAAAAGGUCCCGUCCCGAUUUACAUACACAAAAAACAGAAAGUUCUCACCGGUUGUUCGUACAUCGAACUCAAGUUGCAAAAACACUCAAAGGUGGGCGAGAUAACGUUCAGAAACUAUUACACAGCCAGCGUGAGCGUGCUACUGUUGAAAUCGAAUACACUGCAAGGACCGCCGAUGGGGUCGAGAAACUGGGAGGUGGGCAUCAAGAACCGAACUCUGAUGAACCAGCCGCACUGCGAGAACGGCGCCCAAGACUAUUUCUCGCUGUUCUCCACCGAGGCGUGGAACAACGUUUCAAAGCUUAAAAUCAUACUCAGACAACCGUCGCCAAUGUGUAAGACGUUCCACUUGGAAGAAAUCAAGCUGUAUGCCGACGUGCCCAGGUUUGGCCGGCCGUUUUUUGAGCAAAAACUACCACCUUAUCUGAUUCAUAACACCACUGCAGCCAUUUCGUGGAGACCAAGUACAAAGACCUACAAUGAGGUGCAAUUUGCGCAUAGACCAGACACAAAUAAUAAGACUCAAUGUCUUGGUUAUGUAGUUGAACAAGUGCCAAACAAUUAUGACAGUUCAAAAAUAAUGUAAGUAGGGAACCUUAAGAAUAAGAUUCCCGUCAUCUAACAAAAUAACCAUAAAUACGUUAUUUACACAAGAACAAAAAUAAUAAAAACUUACUCUUUUCAUUUAUUGCAAAAGUAUAUUAUUAUAAGAUAAUAAUAAUGAUGAUUGUACAUUUUCAAUUAUUACAGAAAAAUAUAUAUAUAUAUAUUAUAUAAACUUAUGUAUUAUAAUAAGAAUUUCUAUGAUAUAUGACUAAAUUAUUACAAGUAAAAAGAAUUGUAUAAUAAUAAAUUACGAUCUUAUAUCAUCUUUAAAAUAAAGCUCUAUUUUAGAUACAAGACACAUCAGAAUUUUUGUUUAAC
Metopolophium dirhodum (rose-grain aphid) is the source of this 1133-nucleotide messenger RNA. RefSeq lists its product as uncharacterized. The record is from RefSeq and is a predicted model, not a curated record. NCBI's taxonomy places the organism in Eukaryota, Metazoa, Arthropoda, Insecta, Hemiptera, Aphididae. The transcript has 6 exons. Gene Ontology annotation, cellular component: nucleoplasm. Bases 91 to 795 code for a protein of 234 amino acids.